Frieseomelitta varia is the source of this 3922-nucleotide messenger RNA. RefSeq lists its product as uncharacterized. The record is from RefSeq and is a predicted model, not a curated record. Bases 482 to 1177 code for a protein of 231 amino acids. NCBI's taxonomy places the organism in Eukaryota, Metazoa, Arthropoda, Insecta, Hymenoptera, Apidae. The transcript is spliced from 3 exons.
UGUUCCGCCAGUAACAAGAACAACCGCGGGUUAGUGGGGGUUAGUUACGGUCCGAAUCGCAAAUAUUCGGUGACGGUGUGAUGUGCGCGAAACCAAAGUGGUGAGAAAAAAAAGAGCAGCGUCGCGAGAAGGUGAAUUUUCUCCAAGGAGGGGCCCAGUGAACGCACGUGGGGCCAUGACUACGUUUCGCGUCGCGAUUCAACGCGUCGUUUCGCGUAGACCCCGUGACGUCGCGGUUCUCGUAAUUACGCAAUGACCAGUCGUCACGCUGCGGCAGCACGCCGAGUGUUAGGAAACUUUCGUCUCUCUCUUUCUCUCUCUAUCUACCUAUCUCUCUCUGUCCGAUCGAAAGACCGCCCCAUCUCGAUGGUUGAUCUCGAUGGAUGAACAAGUGUGCUGGUUUUAAUAAUCGAGGAUCGUCGAUUCCGACGACGAACGCUCGAGCUGACAACGACGCUCCAUUGUGUUCAAGGUUACCAGCAUGAGCUUCUGGUCACGCAGACGAUUCCGCAUCACUCCGCUGCGAGCGUUGGCGGCGUUGUUCCUGAUGAUCGUGCUGUUCUGGUACAGCCUCAGUCGGCAAGAGGCGCCGCGGCAACCGUGCAGCGUGCCCGAGGAAUUCACAGAGAAAUUGCACGAGCUUGCCUACAGGGUUCACCUGGUGCUAGCGAAACUGGGCAUCGUGCACUUUCUGUGCCUCGGAGGGCUCUGGGGUCAAGUUCGGAUCGGCCGUGCCCUGCCGUGGGCACGUAAGGUCGAGCUUUGCCUGGUCGACACGCUCAGAGACGACGUUCUAAUCACGAAAGCGUUCCGCGAAGUUGGUCUCAGCGCCACAUACCUGCACGCCGCUGGCGUUUAUCGAAUCCAGGAGCACGAGGUCGGCGAGGAUGCGCCCAAAGUGGAGGUCGUCGUCUUCGAAAAGGACGCUGUGACGCAAAUGGUAAGAAGAGUCGGCUGGACAAGAAGAGUGCUGCCCCCGGACUGCGAGUUUUCCCCGAGUCUGCAAUGUUUCCCACCGCAGCUCGUAAUCCCUCCGUUACCGGCUAAGCAGUUCGGUGGUAGAUUAAUACCUGUUCCCAGGGAAGGCAUCGAAUUGCAAAAAUAUCACUACCCUAACGACUGGUGGCUCGAGGUGAAGCCGACCGACUGCACCGAGCCGCAAGAAACGAGCGCGUAGUACUAGACUUUACGGUAGACAACACAAGAUAUAUUCCCGAUGCAACAACAAAUCUCUCCAGACAGACUGCGAAAUAUAUCCUCUAGGACUGCUAAAGAAAGAAACGUAAUGGCACGUUUGUGUUACCGCUGCUCGAUCCUGUUGCGGCAGCGACCUUUCUACUUUUCUCAAAUGUAAAUUCGUUUCGUGCGAAAUAAAGCUACUGCGCGGCCGUAGUAGAAUUUCCUUCGAAAGAAAUUCGAACGGAAAGGAAAGUUGCGCGCUAUUUAUUAUCGCGAAACGAAUGGUGACGUGUAAACCUUCAGACAAGUUUUUUACUUUAUAUUUAUAUUAUAUCAUUACUUUACUUUAUAUCAUAUCAUUAUUGACUAUUUUUAUAAGAUGCUAGAGAUUUGGUAUUUUCUUAUGUUCGCUAAUAAUCAAAAUUUUCGUUUGCACAUCGCUUUUGGAACAUAAAGUGGAAAACCUGUCCAGCCGGAAACUUUUACAGACUACUCUGUAUAGUGCGUUUUGUAUAUUCAAUGUAGGUGUAUAAAAGUUAAUUCUGGAACUUAUAAAUAACUCGUUAAGUUUCAUAUUCGUUUAAGAGUCGUAUGUAUUAUACACGAGGCAAUGAAAGUUAAUGUUUUAUUUUCAACGACUUUCGGACAAUUUCCUUCUUUUAAUUAUUAACAACAAAUGAUCGAUGAAUGCAGUUAUCCUGCGACGACAGAUUUCGGCAUUCAAAGAUAUAAAUGAUUUUCUAACUAAAAGUCGCUUCUAAAAAAGUAAUUUGAAUUAUAGCUGAGCUGUAUGUAUACGUAAAAAAGUUUCAACGUUCGAAAUCAUCGGAUAAAAAAGAUUUUUCGAAAACUUUCCGCGUGGUAGACAGAAAGAAGCAAAUUCCGCCAUUAUAUCGAUCUCAUACUCUGAUUCUUUCUACGACUUGAGGAGAUAACGAACUCAAGAAACAAUAUCAGUAUAAUUAACAGGAAAAAUUAAAUUUUCCAAACGUUAAUUAGAACUUACGAAAAUUAGACAACUGUAAAGUAAGAAAAUUGUUCCUCGCACGAAACAAUUUCAUCUAACGAAUAAGAAAUUUUAGAGACAAGUCUGAUACCCUUGCACUUUGUCGACUGCUUUAAUCGAAUUGUUAGAAUUAAUAUGAAAAUUAAUAUUUGUAUUUUUACGAAAUGUUAACAUUUCUUCAACCAAAAUUCUUUUUGUAUCAAUAUUUGUCCUCAAAAUUUUUUUUAGAUCUUCUAAGAUCUAACGAAUGAGAAAUUUCAGAGACCAGUCUGAUGCCCUUGCAUUUUGUCGAUUGCUUCAAUUCAUUUAUAAUCGAAUUGUUAGAAUCAACACGACUGUGUUUUUAUAAAGUAUUAAAAUUCCUCCAAUCAAAAUUCUCUUUAUACCGAUAUUUGCCUUCGGGUUUUCUCGUUUCCCUCGGAUAAUAUAAUAAUUUAAAAAACUGUGACGAGAUUGAGUGCCUGUAACACACAGUUUCCGAAACGGUUUAAGUAUUAAAACUCGAGUCCUCGCGUAAUACAUGAUAAACGUUGUACGAGAACACGGGGCACCGAGUGUGUGAUUUAUUAUCGUUAUAUCCGUCAUGCUUCGCGUCACGUAUGCAAUACGUUGUCGCGUUUGUGUCACUAUGGGACAAGGUGUUGGAUCGUCAUCAACAUACCGCAAGUGCAAAGAGCUGAAUUUACCAUAAAUCGUGCACAGGCAGAACCGCAGUAAGACGAUGCGAAUGGAAUAAUAAAACAUUACUUUUAUGCUGUCUGAAACUUUUAUCGUCACACUUUCCGUCUAUAACAUCUUCAGAUACGUUAUACUUAUUUAAAGAAAAAAAAAAAAAGUUUGUUCAAUCUCCAAUUCAAUUUUUCUUUUUCUUUCUUUUUUCUUUUUUUUUAUCAGAUAUUCAUCUUGCUGUGAUUCUGUGCAUAUCCAUUUUAAAUGGUAUUUAUAUAAAUCACCUAAAUAGAAAUCUCUAUCCCGUAACCAACUUUGAUUCGAAGCGUCGAAAGACACAGAUAUGCUUCCUCCAAAGCUUUAAUAGUACAAUUAUUUAUACGAGUAUUUAUACCGCUUUUUAUACCGCAGUGUCAAUACACAGUGUUCUAUAACGUUCUCUAUCAUUUUUCCACGUUUCUACAAAUUCUCGUGAUCAUAUUCUCGAAAUCAACGUUAGGUAUUUAUCGUCAUUGUCGUUUCACCGAAUACUAAUUGUAUUUUUAUUUAUAAAACGUAGGACUUUCUCGACAAUAGUUCACAAUGAUCCAUUGUGAAUGUUGAAAUUCCUUACAAUGUGAUUUAGUAGAAACAAUUAUCUUCUUGUAUUUUAUAUUUUUUUUUCUUUCUUUUAUUUCACUUGUUGACGUUUAAGAAGGAGAAUAAAUGUCGGAAAAUAGUCGAAAGUUUUCCUUUGUUAACUUAGUAUACGAGUGAGAAAUUUGACGAAAGUGGAACAACUUAAUAUCAUCGCAGACAAAAGAAAAAAAAUAAAUUAUAGGAACGAUCACGCAAGGAAUAAAAGUGUUUGUUAACACUCUACCUAUGCCAUGCUUUCACAAAUCGUUAACCAGCGUUCACACCUUUCUGUCGGUUUGCGUUUACAAAUUAAAUGGCACAUAUCAUCCCUCAUAUUUUAUACCGGUGCGCACAGCUGUAUGUAACGUACCUUGUGAGUAACGAUCUGAAUUAUUGUAGUUGUCUCUCUCGAAACCUUACACGUGGUUAAAUAAAAACAUGUAAAACAAA